AGCCUCCCCUCUGUCUCCGCCCCCUGUCCCAACUCUUCCUCUGAGCUCCAGCAGCCCCUCUCUCUGCUGCCGGCACUUUUAGCAGCAGCUUUACAGCAGCAGAAUGCCUCCAGGGCCUGUAGUAGGAAGCUGAUGAUCAUGCAGGUAAAUUAACACAGGUUUAAAUGAUGGGCAGCGGUCAGGAGCAGAGCCGUUUCUUCAUCAGUCUGGUGUUUCUGAACGAUAGCGGGACUGAGGGUGAGCUACAGGUCUCAGGACAGGACCAGCAUCAGGACCUCAGUGUGCAGGUCAGCAGAGACACAGCGGGCAUCACUCUCACUGUGGAGAACGGUGAUGGAGUAUGUGUCUUCAGGUUCUCCAUCUCCAGGGAGACGGAGUGCUGCCGGGUGGGCGGUCAGUCCUUCCUCAUCACCACCAGCUGUGUGAGCGUCCUGCUGCGAUUCCGUACUCGACCAGACUUCCAGAGUUUCCACAGUUUGCUAAAGUCAUGGUUGGACUCCAGCAGGGAGAUGUCAGUAUUUGACCAGAGGACAGACAACUCAUCUGCCCUCCAGUACUUUCAGCAGCAGAACAUGCUUCAGGACUUUCUGAGGACGGCCACGUACCAAAAAGCCAUUCUACUGAACGACGUCGACUUCAGAGAUAAGGUAGUGCUGGAUGUGGGCUGUGGAACUGGAAUACUCUCUUUCUUCGCUGUUCAGGCUGGAGCUAAGAGAGUGUAUGCAGUGGAGGCCAGCUCAGUCGCCAAACAUGCAGAAGUUCUGGUCAGGAGUAACGGCAUGUCGGACAGAAUCACUGUGCUAAACGGGAAGAUCGAGGAAGUUUCCUGUCCAGAGAAAGUGGAUGUCAUCAUCUCAGAGCCUAUUGGAUACAUGCUCCUCAACGAGAGGAUGCUGGAGAGCUACCUUCACUCCAAACACUGGCUGAAGCCCAAAGGUAUGAUGUUCCCAACCUUCAGUGACAUCCAUCUGGCUCCCUUUACUGAUGAGCAGCUUUACAUGGAGCACCAUGCACGCUCCAGCUUCUGGCUCCAGACGAGUUUUUAUGGGGUAAACCUGAGUGGUCUCCAUCCUGUGGCCGUAGAGGAGUUCUUCAGACAACCAAUAGUGGACACUUUUGAUAUGCAGAUUCUAAUGGCCAGGUCUGUAAAAUACACCAUUAACUUCCUUGAAGCUAAAGAAGAAGACUUGCAUAGGAUGGAAAUUCCCUUUGUCUUCAAGCUGCUGCAGUCAGGACUGAUUCACGGCCUGGCGUUCUGGUUUGAUGUGGCGUUUGUAGGAUCGAGGAUGACUGUAUGGCUGUCCACCGCCCCCCACGAGCCCCUCUCUCACUGGUACCAGGUCCGUUGUCUCCUCCAGACUCCUCUCUUUGCCAAAAUGGGACAGACCCUGUCUGGACAGGUUCUACUUAUUGCCAACAAGAGACAGAGUUAUGAUAUUCACAUCACAGCAGUCGUCGAUGAGUCCGGCUUUAAAUCUGGAAACACGUUGGAUCUCAAAAAUCCUUUCUUUCGGUAG
Molecule: messenger RNA, 1517 nt
Organism: Astyanax mexicanus (Mexican tetra)
Lineage: Eukaryota; Metazoa; Chordata; Actinopteri; Characiformes; Acestrorhamphidae
Gene: carm1l
Product: coactivator-associated arginine methyltransferase 1, like
Exons: 12
Coding region: 165-1517 (450 amino acids)
Biological process (GO): peptidyl-arginine methylation
Molecular function (GO): protein-arginine N-methyltransferase activity
Source: RefSeq, a predicted model, not a curated record